AUGGCGUCGAGCCUCCCAAUACCCGUCCCUCCAAAGACGCCCACGCCGCCUCCUGACGAGGAUGAGUUCCAGCAGCAGCAACAGGAGCAGCAGCAAUCCCUGGGUCUAGGGCUUGAAGGCUUGCCUCCAAACUCUUCAUCAACGGUCUCAUAUGACCCAAAUACCUUAUCGCCCAUGAACUGGACAUUUCCAGGCCGUCUUGGCUCCUUGCCCUCACCCGCCAACACCUUCAGUCCUGCUAGUACUGCAACAGCCUACAGUCCCAUGACGGGCGAGAAUGCUAUAUCUGUCAAUGGAUCCAAUGGGAUUCCCCGAAGUCCUUUCAACUUCCAGACUACGACCUUGGCACGAUCGCCGGUUGCGAAAUCUAACAUGGGCCAACGUCGAGGACACAAGUAUAAGCACAGCAGUGUAUCCCACCAGAUAUUCUUGGAGCCAGAGCCUCGAGCUCCUCUCCCGUUGCCGGCGUCAUUAGAUAUCCCGACAUUUCUGGAGUGCCGGAAGAGUAUGUCCAAAGAACAGCGGUCCCGCAUCAUUUGGUGCUGCUGUCACAUGUUUGUGGCCGCAUACACGCUCUGGAGCGCGCAAGAGUCAUUGGCGCUCACUGCCCUCUCCCAUCUUAUCUGCUUUGAUGCGCUGGGCGCAUUCUUGUGUGUGAUGGUAGACGUGUUGGGCAAUUUCGAAGUUUGGAAGCGGUCGAGUAUUCGACAUCCAUUUGGCCUUGAGAGAGCAGAGGUCUUAGCCGGGUUUGCCAUGUCGGUUUUCCUCGUCUUCAUGGGACUCGACCUCAUCUCUCACAAUCUUCAGCAUAUGCUCGAGGGUCUCGGCCAUGAACCUCACCAUGAGCAUAAGCAUGCCCGGAUCUCGCCCGGUAGCGUGGACCUCGCAUCACUUCUUGCAAUACUAUCUACACUUGUUUCUGCUAUCGGACUCAAGAACCAUGCCAGAAUCGGGAAAGCCAUGCGCUUUGCUUACAUUGAAUCUCUCCCAUCGGUGCUGAGCAACCCAGCCCAUUUUCUCACCCUUUCGUGCUCAUCUCUACUCCUUCUCCUUCCGCUCCUCUCUAUCCAGAUGUACGUUUGGCUUGAUCGCGCUCUUUCCGGUACCAUUGCCAUUUCCAUGUGCACGCUUGGUGCCCGAUUGAGCAAGACUCUUGGGUUCAUGCUGCUCAUGUCUUAUUCUGGGGGAGGCGUGUCGGAGGCCAUGCGGGAGAUUGAAGAUGAUCCUUCCGUCACCUACGUUGAAGAGGCCAAGUUCUGGCAGGUACACUAUGGACUUUGCAUGGCCAAUCUGAAGCUUCGAGUAAGAGGUGGUGAAGAUGCAAUGUUACGAUUGAGGGAUCGAGUAACCAGCAUCGUGCGCAACCGGUUAGGAGGCGGAUACGGUGGUGGUGGCGGCCAACGAUGGGAAGUUUCCACUCAGAUGAGCAUGGAAAAGGAUUAA
Molecule: messenger RNA, 1443 nt
Organism: Xylona heveae TC161
Lineage: Eukaryota; Fungi; Ascomycota; Xylonomycetes; Xylonales; Xylonaceae
Product: cation efflux family protein family
Exons: 3
Coding region: 1-1443 (480 amino acids)
Biological process (GO): zinc ion transport; transmembrane transport; intracellular zinc ion homeostasis
Cellular component (GO): membrane; Golgi apparatus
Molecular function (GO): zinc ion transmembrane transporter activity
Source: RefSeq, a predicted model, not a curated record